AUGCCACCACGGAGUGCUUGUUCGAGGCUAGGAGCUGCUGUGAGGUAUCUAUCCGGGAAACGCAGCUCACCCACAGUAAAAGAAAUUGGCAUCUAUGAGACGCUUCCUUCGAACUCGCGGGUCUUUUCCAUGAUCCAGCCCACGGGACGAAUUCAUCUUGGCAACUAUCUCGGUGCAGUCAAGAGCUGGCGCACGCUAUCCAGCACCAACCCUGAAAGCGAGUUCAUCUUCGGCAUAGCUGAUCUCCAUGCGUUGACCGUGCAAAGGCCGGCGCAGCAACUACGAGAUUUCCGGUAUCAGGCAAUUGCAAGUUUACUAUCGAGCGGAUUAGACGCUGACAAAUGCAUCCUCUAUUUCCAGUCAGCCGUGCCCGAACAUCUGGAGCUCAACUGGUAUUUGACGUGUAUCACGAGCAUGGGCCAGUUGAACCGGAUGGCGCAGUGGAAGCUGAAGGCGCAGCAGGCGCAGAACCUGACCAUCUUGGACGAUGCCGUUGUUGAGGCCACCAAAGCGGGCUUGUUCUGCUAUCCGGCAUUGCAAGUUGCUGACAUUUUGAUCUACAAGUCGACACACGUGCCGGUGGGCGAUGACCAGGCCCAGCAUUUGGAGCUUUGUAGAACCAUUGCCCGACUUUUCAACAGCACCUACGCGGUUGAUUUUUUCCCCAUCCCUGAGACUUUGCUCACGCCGGCAAAAAAGAUUCUCAGUUUAAAGAACCCCGAGAAGAAGAUGUCCAAAUCGGACCCCGUGCAGGCUGGAUGCGUCUACGUCACCGAUACGCCAGACGAGAUCCGGCGCAAGAUUAGAAAAGCCACCACCGAUUCGGUCCAAGGCCAAUGGAAGUUCGAUCCCGUGCAAAGACCUGGUGUGUCGAACUUGAUCAAUAUCAUUUCCGGCUUGACUGACCGAGCAAUCGGCGACGUGGUGGCUGAUUUGGACGGUUUGAAGGACCACAAGGCGUUGAAGGAUCACGUUGCGGAAUUGAUCAUUGAUGAAUUCGAUGAAAAGAGACAGUUGUAUGACGACUUGUUGCAGAAUAAGGACUAUCUAGACUCGGUUUGCCGCAAAGGCAGCGACCACGCGCGAGAAAUCGCGCUGGCCAAUAUCCAGCAAGUCAAACAUAUAAUUGGCUUGGACUAA
Molecule: messenger RNA, 1140 nt
Organism: Lodderomyces beijingensis
Lineage: Eukaryota; Fungi; Ascomycota; Pichiomycetes; Serinales; Debaryomycetaceae
Source: the annotation of a GenBank genome assembly